Hevea brasiliensis (rubber tree) is the source of this 1743-nucleotide messenger RNA. RefSeq lists its product as uncharacterized. The coding region runs from base 697 to 1500 and encodes 267 amino acids. The record is from RefSeq and is a predicted model, not a curated record. NCBI's taxonomy places the organism in Eukaryota, Viridiplantae, Streptophyta, Magnoliopsida, Malpighiales, Euphorbiaceae. The transcript has 8 exons. Gene Ontology annotation, biological process: rRNA 5'-end processing.
CCUAAAUCUAAAACUAGGCGUUUCUCUCAGCUCUCUUAUCUCUUUUGCGGCCUACACAACCGCCUCCACGCUCUCACUGUCAUCACCUAUCCAGUUCAAGUCACCAAACACCCAUUUCCCUCGCGGUCGCCGCAGCAUAGAAGGGCGGAUUCCCUCGCAUCUCAAGCUCGCCUGCUCAUCCUUCCCGCUGCACAAUGUUUGGGUUCUUUUUCAUUUCACAAAUGUUUGGGUUACUGUCAAAAUGGGUAUAAUUGAAUUCCGCUGCACAGAUUCUAGAACUUUUCUUAAACUUCUUUUACUUUUUGCGUAUGCAGAACCAGUAUUACAGCAAAGAGCAUAAUAAAAUAGCAGGUUCGAGUAGUAUGUGAGUACUAGUAAUUGGAUUUGGAACGAGUUUAGAUAGUAUACUUCACGGGUUUGGAUUUGGGUUUGGAUACUUCAAAAUUCGUGGGUAACCUAUCAUUGCCAUCCCUAAGUGGAUCUAUAGCCCCAAGUCCAUUGUAGCAGAAAGCUUCUCCCUUGUACACUCUGAGCAGCCCAAACAAGAGGGAGGAAGGGAGAGCAGCCAUUGGGGCUAUCCCAAAUAUCCCCAAUUCCGGAGGCAUCGUCUGAGAUCCACUCAUGUUAAUCACUAUUUGAACUUAUCAUCUUUGGCAGCAAGUAGCAACAGUGAAGCUCAGAAUUUCUUCUUAUACAAUGUGCUCAAUACAAAGCUCGUUUCUUCCAUUAAUAGACUUGUUCUCUUUGAGCACCAAUUCUCUUCCAAAGCUCAAAAAUGAUCCUGCUUUUCUUCGACUACCAUUACCUAAAGCCUAUAAUCAUCACUCAAGCUUAAGGGCUGUGUUGUCCAUAGAAGAAGUUCCCCCAAAUGCCCUUCGUCGGAAGAGUGAUCCACAAUGGAGAGGAGGGUUCAGUUUAGGGGUAGACUUGGGUUUGUCUCGAACUGGCCUUGCCAUCAGCAAGGGUUUCUCUGUUCGUCCUCUCAUGGUUUUGGAGUUGCGAGGACAAAAGCUUGAGCUUCGGCUUCUUGAAAUUGCUGAAAAUGAGGAGGUAGAUGAGUUUAUAAUUGGGAUUCCUAAAUCUUGGGAUGGAAAGGAGACUCCUCAAUCCAACAAAGUUCGUAGUGUUGCUGGAAGGCUUGCUGUUCGAGCAGCUGAAAGGGGUUGGAGAGUAUAUCUACAGGAUGAACAUGGGACAUCAACAGAAGCUACUUACCGAAUGAUUAAUAUUUGCAUUGAGGCAAACAAGGCUGAUAUAGAUAGAAUCUGUACAAGUGAGGGAAUAAUUAUGUCUAAAACUCUUUCAGCGGCCUCAGCAAGGGUGCUCGGCAAAAGAGCAUUGAUGUCUAUGCAGCUGUGCAUUUUCUGGUUGCAGAUGGUAUUAGAGAGAUAUUUUCAGACAUCAGGGGAGGGAACUGAACUUGUACUACCGAAGCAAUUCGAUCUACAAGAUAAACUUCUUAAAGGUCCUCCCAAGGACAUCGAUUUUUAUCCAGAAUAAUUCCGUGGUUGAUAUUCUAAUUUUCUUUCCAAACGAAAGAUUCAGAAUUUCAAGCAAUUCUUUGAUAAUAUGUCAACAUGGUUGGUAGGCCAUAAUAGAAUGAAUUUUGAAUUCAUUUUUCUAUUCAAUUUUUGUGGGAUCACAAUGUAUUCACUAAUGUAUGUAGAGGAAAAUAAUUUUGUACAAUGUAAACAUAAUUGUACAUACAAGAGUUUACGAUAUUGAUUAGAGAUUUUGAUUUCA